AUGCACGGGGGCUGGCGCUCAGACUCCUUCCUGCCUUAGCAGCUACCCCCAUCAGCCAGAGCUGACGCGAGUCUUGUUGCACAUCAUACACCCAGCCCGAGUGGAUCUGCAUCAAACACUGUGAUUUACCCGCUUUGAACUCGAAUGAUAGGACGCCGCUGAUUACGGAUCUAGGAAAGAACAUUAACUGCAGAUUUUGUUUUUUUUUAAACAACAGCUUCACCUUCAAAGGGACAAUGGGGAAACAGAACAGCAAACUUGCCCCUGAGGUCAUGGAAGAUCUGGUGAAGAACACAGAAUUUAAUGAACACGAACUCAAACAAUGGUACAAAGGAUUUCUUAAAGACUGUCCUAGUGGCAGACUGAACCUGGAUGAAUUCCAGCAACUGUAUGUAAAGUUUUUCCCAUAUGGAGAUGCAUCCAAGUUUGCUCAACAUGCCUUCAGAACCUUUGAUAAAAACGGUGAUGGGACGAUCGACUUCAGAGAGUUUAUUUGCGCUCUCUCUAUCACUUCAAGAGGCAGCUUUGAACAGAAGCUAAAUUGGGCUUUCAACAUGUAUGACUUAGAUGGUGAUGGUAAAAUUACAAGAGUUGAAAUGUUGGAGAUCAUAGAGGCUAUAUAUAAAAUGGUGGGAACUGUCAUAAUGAUGAAAAUGAAUGAAGACGGUUUGACGCCAGAACAACGUGUUGACAAGAUUUUCAGUAAGAUGGAUAAGAACAAUGAUGACCAGAUUACAUUGGAUGAAUUCAAAGAAGCAGCAAAGAGUGAUCCUUCAAUUGUGUUACUCCUGCAAUGUGACAUUCAGAAAUGAGCCGUCAGUAAUGCAUAUAAUGGACUGCACAAAAUUCAGAUGUUUCAUUCAGUUUGCAGCUACAUCCACACACACAGACACACAAAAACACACACACACACACACAAAAACAAAGUGCUUGGACUAUCUUUAAAUGGACUUGCUUCUUGUGUUGAAACACUUGUGUGCAUGAGAAUGUCAUAUGCAAAAAAAGGUUUAAAUUAAUAUGAAAACUGCCAAAAGUGAAGUGUGCGCAAUUUCAUUACCAUCUUAAAUUCAUUCUUUGGAGGCCUGUUUAUCAGUAUCGUGUUGCAUUAAAAUAAGCUAUUAUUGUUCAUGUUCCACUGGGGCUUGCAAUGUGUUUCACUUAUUGGGAAUGAAACUAAAAUCCCAUGUCAAAGAACCUGUUUAUAAUAAACUAUUUCUUUUCCUCUAAUCAUUGUAUCAGAUCUGAAACAUUAAUUCUUGGCAAUAUUGGUGAUGGAAUAUAUGAUCAGAGAACAGUUAGCAUUACAAACUAACUUGCUUCACAAAAAUGAAUGCUAUUAGUGUCCAGUGAAGUUUUUCCCUCAGUUCUUUGAAUCUUGAAAUGUCAUUGAGAAAAGACUAAAUACCUCUGAAAACUGCAGCAAUAUUUAGCAGAAAAUGGAUUCAGCAUCUAUAAUUAGCGAGUUACUCAAACGUGGCGCUCAACAAAUUCUUCAACAGACAAGACGAUUUUUAGGAACAGGCAAUUAAGGAUAUCCAUUGGUAAGUGUCUCUGGCCUCAGCUUAGCUUUUUCCUGCAAUACCUAAAGUAGCAACUCCACUUUAUAAAUUGUCACCAGCUAUGAAAAAAUGUGAUAGCGAAUUUUUAAACUGUUUUUACAGCUUUUCCACUUGCACCUUAUUGGCAAUUGAGACUUUUAUUCAUAAAAAUACAAUAGACAUUUUAAUUGAUGUCAUUUAAUGAAUGUCAUGUCAGGAGAGAGAAGAAAAAUGUCAAACUGCAUCAGUAGGUUUUAAGUCACAAAACAUACUAUCCUUUUUAAAAGGGGAGAAAUAAAGCCUUGUUUUGUUUACUACUUCAUGAAAUGUGGUAUUUAAGAAAUCUUGCUUUUGAUCUAAUGUCAAUGCUAAAAUAACUGUACCAUAAUUUGUAACUCACUUGAAAACAGUUGGAGUCAUUCUUGAUAAUGCUGUUUCCCAACAUUCUCCCUUGCAUUGCUAAACUGGUUUAACAGGGAAGUAUACUCUACACAGUGUCCCAUACCAUACAAGAAAAUGCACCAGCAUUCAUUUUUAUUUCAGCCACCUGGUCAUGAUGAUUUUUAGCCAUUUAAAUGAUUUUAAUUGUGAAAUAAUGCCACAGUAUGAGAUGUGUUCAAACAAGAGUUUGCAUCAUUGCUGAAGCAAGGCAUGAUGUUUCUAAUAUGACUAUGUCUAUUCCACAUCAGAAAUUCUACCUCAGCGUAUCUGCUGCUGAAACACUCAUUCAAACUUCUGUUACUUACACACUUAACCAUUCCAACGCACACUUAGCUGGCCUCCAAUAUUUUACCAUUGGGAAAGUUGAGCAGUACUUAAGUUACAUGUCUCCUAUUUAAACUGUGUCCUGGGGAGAUAGUUUACCCAUCUUUCCUUUGUACACUGGAGCCCAGUUAAGCAACAUCUCGAUUUUAAAAUUCUAGUCCUGUCAUAUUUCCCAUGUCUUCAACUGUUCCCGCCUCUCAGUUCUCUUCCAGCCGCAAAACCUCCAAAUAAAUUUGUGUUUCAACUGUAGCCUUUUCUGCAUCCCAAUUUCAAUUCCUCUAUCAAGCCCUAAACCCUGGAAGACCUUGCCUAAGACUCUAUAACAUUCUUUGAAAACGUACCUUUUUACCAAUGUUUUUAGCCAUCUUUCCUCAUGUGUUCUUCAAUGGAUCACUGUAACAUUUCUCUGAAGUACUUUGGGAUAUGCUAUUACAUUAACAACACAUUAUAAAUUGGGGGCUGAAGUUCUGCUCUUGUACAACAAUGACAUAAAUGUUUUCUAGGGUUGUUUUAACUGGUCUUUUCAUCUCAUUUUUCUUAAAAAAAAAAAUUUUGUCUUAGUAAUGUCUAUUCAAGGGAAUUUUACCACAAUAUUCAAAAGUCAGAACUGGUCAGAUGGCCAGUUCUUUUAUAAUUUCUCUUGCCCUCACAGGUUAGAGGACAGCAAGCAUUUUCAGAGGAUGUAUUCAUUUUAUGUAAGAUCGUGUAAAUCACCCAGAUUCACUGACCACAUGCAUACUCAAGUAGCUCAACUUAAGUACCUUGGGAAUUUCAAUAAAUGUGUGCAUUUUUGCUGAGUCUUUGGCCAAGCAGGCACCUCUGCAUCUUCAGGAUUACACUUUCAAAGUAGUGUCUGGUUGCAAGGUCAUCAUUGGUGCUCAUACACAAUGGCCAACUGGUACACAGCUAUAAUCCAAUUUGGGUUUCAGUAACUGACUGGGAGUUUUGCAGAUUUGUUUAUUCCUAAACCAAGAUAUAUGGCCUUGAGAAAUGAGAGUCUCGCAAUAUUUUUGAUUCUACUUUGUAUCUACAAGUUAGAGGUAUAUGCAUGAGAUGCAACCAAAAGUAACCUGUAAAGUUGACAUUAAAACUUAGUUUGGUGAGAAGUUUGUAUGAAAAUGCAAAGUACGUUGUAGCAAGGAAUCAUUGGGACAUGCACAACUCAUAUGGUGCUGCUGGUUGUGCUUUCUUCAUAAUCUCUGUUAAGUGUUUCUUUCAGCUGUGUACUUUGUAUUCAACAUGCUUACCACCUGCUGGCAAACUAGUAUGCUGCUGUUCUCUGGAAAUGGUGCCUUUCAGCAUGAAAUUGGAGACCUUUCUUUGUGCAAUUGCACA
This is a messenger RNA of Chiloscyllium plagiosum (whitespotted bambooshark), 3638 nucleotides long. Its product is annotated as visinin-like protein 1. The record is from RefSeq and is a predicted model, not a curated record. Lineage: Eukaryota; Metazoa; Chordata; Chondrichthyes; Orectolobiformes; Hemiscylliidae. Gene Ontology annotation, molecular function: calcium ion binding.